CCCCCCCAUGAGCCCGAGAGUCAGUCAGUGUUCACAGCAUCAUGGAGAUAACGACUCUGUGCGCUAUCGUAGCCGUCCUGAGAGUCCUCCCCAACAGAUCCCAGUUCUUUCGGUAUGAGUCCGUCAGUCUGAGCUGUGAGCAGCUGGGAGGUUCUACUGGUUGGACGGUCAAGAGGAACACAUCCAAGAACACAAAUGAAGGCUGUUCCAAAGUGUGGGACGGAAAAAUUGAAUCUGAGUGCUUCUCCAAUGAUCUCUACCCAUUCGACAGCGGCGUGUACUGGUGUGAGUCUGCAGCAGGAGAGUGCAGCGACACUGUCAACAUCACCGUUUACCGUGGUUCUGUGAUCCUGGAGAGUCCUGCUCUUCCUGUGAUGGAGGGGGGCGAUGUGACUCUGCGCUGUACAAACAGGAACACUUCCUCCUCUGAUUCUUCUGAUUUCUACAUGACUGAUUCCUCCAAUGUCACCGCUGAAUUCUACAAAGAUGGCCUCUUCAUCAGGAGCAGCUCCACGGGAAACAUGACCAUCCGCGGUGUUUCCAAGUCCAAUGAAGGACUCUACAAGUGCAACAUCCCUGGAGUCGGACAAUCCCCGGACAGCUGGCUGACUGUCCGAGGGGGACGUUCAGAGGAGCCUGAUUCUCCUGGCGUAUGCAUUCUACUUCCUGUCGUGCUCGUGUGCCUCGUGCUGAUUGCGGCGAUUUUUGCGACGCUCUUCUGCCUCUGGAGAAGACGUAAAGAAAUAGUCGACCCUGACGUCCCGUACACCGAUGUAACCAUCACACCGGGAGUCCAACCAAACAGGAUCACAGGUAAAUAAUAAAAAAGUUCCAUCAAAACUAAAUCUAUAUCAAAUAAAGCAGACCAGAAAUACAUCAUUAUAUGACUCCUUUGCUUUAACAACAGAGGGGGGAAGAAACAAGAGAUCAAGUCUCAGAUUUUUAAACAAUAAUCUUCAAUUUAAAAACUAAGCAGAGAGCAGACUUUACAGAUACACCUGUAAAAAAAAACCUCACCUCUCCACCUCAGAGUACAAACCCAGUCACUGUUUCCGUCACGUGAUGACUGCCAUGUGGCUUUGUUGUCAUCUGCCUGGAGAGGAAGUCCCGCCCUCUCUCCAGACCUAUUGGUCCAGCUGGAAGACAUUAGAAACCGUCUCCAUGGUGACAGUUAAACAACAACAGUUGGCCUGAAGCCAUAGCAGCGCUGGAAAUGAGUCACGUAGUAAAUAUUUAAACAGAGUCAGUUUCUAUUUUUACUUUGGUCGACAUGAGAAUUUAAAAAACAGGGAUACACAAGUAGGUCAAACAAACACAGCCUAAACACAGUUA
Molecule: messenger RNA, 1332 nt
Organism: Labrus mixtus (cuckoo wrasse)
Lineage: Eukaryota; Metazoa; Chordata; Actinopteri; Labriformes; Labridae
Product: low affinity immunoglobulin gamma Fc region receptor II-a-like
Exons: 5
Coding region: 42-821 (259 amino acids)
Biological process (GO): cell surface receptor signaling pathway
Molecular function (GO): transmembrane signaling receptor activity
Source: RefSeq, a predicted model, not a curated record